This is a messenger RNA of Pterocles gutturalis (yellow-throated sandgrouse), 1180 nucleotides long. It is a transcript of the gene PTPA, whose product is annotated as protein phosphatase 2A activator, regulatory subunit 4. Gene Ontology annotation, molecular function: peptidyl-prolyl cis-trans isomerase activity; protein tyrosine phosphatase activator activity. Gene Ontology annotation, cellular component: protein phosphatase type 2A complex; cytoplasm; nucleus. The transcript is spliced from 9 exons. Bases 39 to 938 code for a protein of 299 amino acids. NCBI's taxonomy places the organism in Eukaryota, Metazoa, Chordata, Aves, Pterocliformes, Pteroclidae. The record is from RefSeq and is a predicted model, not a curated record. Gene Ontology annotation, biological process: mitotic spindle organization.
ACCCUGAGGAGGUGGCUCCUCCCCUCCAGCAGAGCUUCAUGAUCCCCAGAAAGGAGAUAAACAUGGUUUCUGACAUGGCCAAGUGGAAGCGCUCUCAGGCGUACGCAGACUACAUGGGCUUCAUCCUCACUCUGAAUGAAGGUGUCAGGGGCAAGAAGCUGACCUGCGAGUACAAAGUUUCAGAGCCCAUUGAAAAACUGGUGGCUCUUCUGAACACCCUUGACAGAUGGAUUGAUGAAACCCCACCAGUGGAUCAACCUUCUCGCUUUGGGAACAAAGCCUUCAGGACCUGGUACGCCAAACUAGACCAGGAAGCAGAAAAGUUGGUGGCAACAGUGAUCCCCAAGCAUUUGGCUGAUGCUGCACCAGAAGUGGCCGUGUACCUGAAGGAAUCUGUGGGGAACUCCACCCGUAUUGACUACGGCACAGGGCAUGAAGCUGCGUUUGCAGCCUUUCUCUGCUGCCUCUGCAAAAUCGGUGUUCUCAGAGUGGAUGACCAGAUGGCCAUCGUCUUUAAAGUGUUUAACAGGUACCUAGAAGUGAUGCGAAAACUUCAGAAGACCUACAGGAUGGAACCUGCUGGCAGCCAGGGCGUGUGGGGCUUGGAUGACUUCCAAUUUCUGCCUUUCAUAUGGGGCAGUUCCCAGCUGAUAGACCAUCCAAAUCUGGAGCCUCGACACUUCGUGGAUGAGAAGGUGGUAAAUGAAAACCAUAAGGACUUCAUGUUCCUGGAGUGCAUCCUCUUCAUUACAGAGAUGAAAACCGGCCCCUUUGCCGAGCACUCCAACCAGCUCUGGAACAUCAGCGCCGUGCCCUCCUGGUCCAAGGUCAACCAGGGCCUCAUCCGCAUGUACAAGGCAGAGUGCCUGGAGAAGUUUCCUGUGAUCCAGCACUUUAAGUUUGGCAGCCUGCUCCCCAUCCAGCCUGUGACGUCCUAAGGAGCCCGCAGGAGGAGUCGAGGCAGCGGGGGUGUAGCACGGCGCUCUUCCUCCUCCCUUCACCCCCUCCUCCUCACCUUGCCCGUUACACCCAGCCCAUCCAUUCCUGCACAUCCUCAUCGGCAACCACACAUCCAAAGCACUCGCCGGCCUUGCACGGGAGACGGGACCCGUUUUUACAUCCCCAGCAUGGGGAUGUCUCGCCAGCGACCAAGCCGGGGCUGUGUCUCUCCGCUCCGCUG